UUAAACUUAACUAGUGUUCAUCAGGACGCUAAACGAAGCACGCGAGAUGUAGAGCUAUAGAAAUAAUAUAUUUUUUAUGUAUCAAAAUUGAGCUUUGGAAAGAAAGGAACCAUGGAAAAAGGAAAUGAUGUGUUAUCGGAUAUUUUGGAGAGAUUUGGGAAAUAUCAAAUAAUUCAGUAUAUUUUAGUGUGCCUGCCUAUUAUUUUUGUUUCUAUGAAUAGUGUGAAUUAUGUCUUCAUUGCUGGUGAUGUUGGGUACAGGUGCUACAUCCCAGAAUGCGAGACCCCAGAUCCGUCAUAUUCAGUUGCUUGGUGGCCGAAAACAGUUUCUGAUAAAUGUUCAAAGCCGAUACUAAACAAAACUCUUUUGGAAGACAGUGUAUGCACGAACAGCAGUUUUACAGCAGAGGUGGAAAGAUGCACACAUUGGGUUUAUGAAAGUAACAAUACGAUUAUAGGGGAGUUCGGCAUGGCCUGUGAACCAUGGAAAACGAAUAUUAUUGGCAUGAUACGAAAUAUCGGUAUGGCCACGUCUAUGCUCAUAGUGGGAUGGGUUGCAGAUAAGAUUGGCCGCAAACCUACAUUCAUAGUGUGCUCGGUUGGCGUUUUAUUAGGAAACUUCAAGACAAUCGCCACUUCAUACAAUGUGUACAUCACUUUAGAAUUCCUGGAAUCUCUCGUGUCUGGUGGAGCAUACACUGCUGGAAUGGUUUUAAUGAUUGAAAUUGGUGGAAAGAAAAAUAGGGUACUUGCUGGAGUUUUAUUCGCGUAUGCAAUUUAUAUGGGUGAAGCCGUUUUUGCAUGUAUUGCUAUGUUAGUACCCUAUUGGAAACACUUACUAUACAUAAUGUGUUGUCCAUCUUUAAUAUUCCUUUCAUACUUCUUCAUAAUCCAAGAGAGCCCGAGGUGGCAAAUUUUAAAUAAGAGGACUGAAAACGCGAAGAAUACUCUAAAACUCAUAGCCAAAACGAACAAAUUAGACGUAAAUUUAGCCGUUGUAGAUAAUUUAAGUGAAGAUCAGUUAAAGAGAACAUGCAGUGACGAAACCAAAAGCAAAAGGGAAGGUUACAAAGAUGUAUUCAAAUCUAGAGAAAUGAUUAAACGAAUAUUUGUCGCAUCUAUCUGUAGGUUUGCAGUUAGUUUCAUAUACUAUGGUCUGAUUGUGAAUUCUGUCUGGUUGCCGGGAAACAAAUAUACUAACUUUAUGUUAGCGGCUGUAAUGUCGUUUCCAGGAGAACUGAUUUCUAUGUAUUUUAUGAACAAAUAUGGGAGGAAGGUGCCUUUAUGUUUGGGAUAUUUGUUAUGUGCUGCUGCAUGUAUAGCGAGUGGAUAUGUUUCUGAUCAUUACACAGAGAUUAAAAUUACUCUCUUCCUGAUUGGAAAACUUGUGGUGGCCGCCUGUUACACCGGCAUUGUUACUUACACUAUGGAGCUAUUUCCGACCAGUGUGAGAGGCUCCCUACUUGGGUUCUGUACGUUGGCGUCUUGCGCUGGUACUACCUUAGCUCCAUUGUCAUCUAUAUUGACAAGAAUAUCACCAGCGCUAACUUCAGUAUGCUUCGGCUGUUCAGCUGUCAUAUCAAGUUUACUUUUAAUUCUUACCCCGGAGACCAAAGAUCUACCUCUUAUGGACACAAUAGGACAAGUUCAAGACUAUGUUAAAGCUGCCAAAGAAAAGAAAGCAUUGAAAAAAGAAAAGAAUGACACAAAUAAUGCAUUGGAUGUAGAAUAUACAACGCGUUUUUAGUUUAUAAUAAUUUAUCUAGAUUUUAAUACUUCAAUAAGAUAAGGUUUUUUUUAUAAUGAAAUAUUUUAAUUAAACAUUUAUAAGUUUGUGU
Molecule: messenger RNA, 1837 nt
Organism: Colias croceus (clouded yellow)
Lineage: Eukaryota; Metazoa; Arthropoda; Insecta; Lepidoptera; Pieridae
Product: organic cation transporter protein-like
Exons: 8
Coding region: 112-1746 (544 amino acids)
Biological process (GO): transmembrane transport
Cellular component (GO): membrane
Molecular function (GO): transmembrane transporter activity
Source: RefSeq, a predicted model, not a curated record